UGGUGUCAUGAGACCUGGCCUCAAUGCCAUUCUGGGACCCACAGGUGGAGGCAAAUCUUCGUUGUUAGAUGUCUUAGCUGCAAGGAAAGAUCCGCAUGGAUUAUCGGGAGAUGUUUUGAUAAAUGGAGCACCUCGACCUGCCAAUUUCAAAUGUAAUUCAGGUUAUGUGGUACAAGAUGAUGUCGUGAUGGGAACUCUGACAGUGAGAGAAAAUUUACAAUUCUCAGCAGCUCUUCGGCUUCCAACAACUAUGACGAGUCAUGAAAAAAAUGAGCGAAUUAACAAGGUCAUUCAGCAAUUAGGUCUGGAUAAAGUGGCAGAUUCCAAGGUUGGAACUCAGUUUAUACGCGGCGUGUCUGGAGGAGAAAGAAAAAGAACUAGUAUUGGAAUGGAACUUAUUACUGAUCCAGCCAUCUUAUUUCUGGAUGAGCCCACAACUGGCUUAGACUCCAGCACAGCAAAUGCUGUCCUUUUGCUCCUGAAGAGGAUGUCUGAACAGGGACGAACAAUCAUCUUCUCCAUUCAUCAGCCUCGUUAUUCUAUCUUCAAGUUGUUUGAUAGCCUCACCUUGUUGGCUGCAGGAAAACUGAUGUUCCAUGGGCCUGCCCAGGAGGCCUUGGGGUUCUUUGCGUCAGUGGGUUACCAUUGUGAGCCCUAUAAUAACCCUGCAGACUUCUUCUUGGAUGUCAUUAAUGGAGACUCCUCUGCUGUGGUAUUAAACAGAGAGGACCAAGAGGGUGAAGUCAAGGUGACUGAAGAGCCUUCCAAGAGAGGUACUCCAUUCAUAGAAAGAAUAGCUGAGUUUUAUGCCAAUUCUGACUUCUGCAGAAAAACAAAAGAGGAGUUAGAUCAACUCUCAAAGAGUCAGAAAAGGAAGAGCUCAGCCUUUAAGGAGAUCACGUAUGCCACCUCCUUCUGUCAGCAACUCAAAUGGAUUUCCAAGCGUUCAUUCAAAAAUUUACUGGGUAAUCCCCAGGCCUCUAUCGCUCAGAUAAUUGUAACAGUCAUCCUGGGAUUGGUUUUAGGUGCCAUUUUCUAUGAUCUAAAAAAUGAUUCUACAGGAAUCCAGAAUAGAUCAGGGGUGCUCUUCUUUCUGACAACCAACCAGUGUUUCAGCAGUGUGUCAGCUGUGGAGCUCCUUGUGGUUGAGAAGAAGCUUUUUAUACAUGAAUAUAUCAGCGGAUACUACAGAGUGUCAUCUUAUUUCUUUGGAAAACUGUUAUCUGAUUUACUACCCAUGAGGAUGUUACCAAGUAUUAUAUUUACUUGUAUAAUAUACUUCUUGUUAGGAUUGAAACCAGUUGUGGAGGCCUUCUUCAUCAUGAUGUUUACCCUUAUGAUGGUGGCUUAUUCAGCUAGUUCUAUGGCGCUGGCCAUAGCAGCAGGCCAGAGUGUGGUAUCCAUAGCAACUCUCCUCAUGACCAUCACCUUUGUGUUUAUGAUGAUAUUUUCAGGGCUGUUGGUAAAUCUCAGAACUGUUGGGCCUUGGCUCUCAUGGCUUCAGUACUUAAGCAUUCCUCGAUAUGGUUAUGCGGCUUUGCAGUAUAAUGAAUUUUUGGGACAAAACUUCUGCCCAGGAGUCAAUGUAACAACGAAUAAUACCUGUAGCUAUGCAAUAUGUACUGGCGAAGAAUUUUUGCUAAACCAGGGCAUCGAGCUCUCCCCUUGGGGCCUGUGGAAGAAUCACGUAGCCUUGGGAUGCAUGAUUGUUGUCUUCCUUACAAUUGCCUACCUAAAAUUGUUAUUUCUUAAAAAAUAUUCUUAAAUUCCUCUUUAAUUUACAUAAUUGAUUCACACAUUAAAAAGGGAGCAUCUUGAUUUAAGUAUUCAA
Molecule: messenger RNA, 1831 nt
Organism: Canis lupus familiaris (dog)
Lineage: Eukaryota; Metazoa; Chordata; Mammalia; Carnivora; Canidae
Gene: ABCG2
Product: ATP binding cassette subfamily G member 2
Cellular component (GO): plasma membrane
Molecular function (GO): ATP binding; ABC-type transporter activity; ATP hydrolysis activity
Source: RefSeq, a predicted model, not a curated record